AUGGCCGCCGAGGUUCUGCCAUUCCACGAAAGCUGGACAGAAGACGCUGCAUUUGGCUGGCGAACGACCCAGCGUUUGACGAAGGGGACUGGGUUGGAUGACCUCUUGUUGAAGUGGAGGCUGGGCCUCAUCUCGCAAGCAUGGGUUGAAUUGUGCACAACGAUAAAGGAAAGAAAUGCAACAUGCUCAACUGUUCCCAAGCCGCUUGUUAUUCUCGACAUCCGUCCGAAAGCAGCUCGCUGCCAAGGCACCUCCUCCCCUUCGCCGGCCGAAUCCGAUCCUGAACUGCCGUCAUCUAUACCACAUGACCCUACGGAGACCUGCGCGCUUGCACAGUCCCGUUUACCACCUUCAGAGAGCCUUCCGGUAUCCUCUCCAAUUUCUAAGUCAAGCCCCGAGCGUAGGAGAAGACCGGAAGACGAUCUGCUCGCCGACCCCUCUACGGGCGCCUCGGUCGACUUCACUAGCGAGGAAGGUUUCUGGCAAGCUGCAAAGAAGAAGAAGGCCAAACAGCCGGUGAAGUGGGGUGACGACGAGCCGAAGGAGGGUGGUGAUGGGGGUGAUGCCGGGAACAACGGCGGCGAUGGUGCUGCAGGCGGUGAUUCAAACAACGCUGGCAGCGAGGGCGCCAACGGAAAUGGCGACGACAAGAAAGAUGACGACAAGAAGGAUGCUGGCGACGCCAACCCUGACGACGACUGGGGUGACUUUACUUCUGUAGGCAAGAAGAAGAAGGGCAAGAAGGGGACCGCUGCCACCACGGCGAAGGACGAGAAGGACUCGGGUGCCGCAUCAUCCGGGUUAGAUGCCUUCGAUGAUAUCAAAUUGGACGAGACAGGGCCCUCCCUCGAUCUGAGUUUCGGUGAUACCGCGCCAGACAAGAAGACCUCCUUCGGUUCCUGGGGCACAAGCUGGAACACCGGCAACACCUGGGAUUUCUCGGCCGCCAACGCGACCACAGACAGCAAGCCAAAGGAGGAAGAAUUGGACAACAACCCCUGGAGUAUCAACCGACCCAAGCCCAAGAAGAAGACCAAGACCACUUUCAGUUUCGGGGCCCUGGAUGAGGCUGAAGAGAACAACGAGGAGCCCACUAUCAUUACCGAAGAGAAGGAGGAGAAGAAGGACGAAGAUGACUGGUUCACGGCCGCUACAUCUAAGAAGGACAAGAAGAAGAAGAAGAACAUCUGGGACCCCGAGCCGGAAGAUACCAAGGCGGUUGAGCCUGAGCCUGAGCCAACCCCUGAGGCGGCCCCUCCUCCACCUGAGGAUGAUUGGUUUACACCAGCCGCUAAGAAGGAUAAGAAGAAGAAGAAGGGCGCCGCCACGUUUGAAGAGCCCAAGAUUGAGGAACUGCCGAAGCCGGCUGAUCCCGAACCCGAGCCUGCCGACGACAUCUGGGGCACUGCCACCACCAAGAAGAAGAAGAAGGGCAAGGCAACCGAAAUCGAAGAACCGCCUAAGGAGCCUGAGCCAGUUCUUGAGCCUUCUGAAGACAUCUGGGGAACUGCCGUCACCAAGAAGAAGAAGAAGGGAAAGGCAACCGAAGUCGAAGAACCAGUCAUCCUGGAGAAACCUGCCGACCCCGAGCCAGAGAAGUCUAUGGAAGCAGAUGACGUCUGGGGUUGGGGUGCCGCCUCAUCCAAGAAGGAUAAGAAGAAGAAAGGUAAGAAUGCCGUCUUCGAGGAGCCGCCGAAGGAUCCCGAUCCGCCACCAGAGCCAGAACCGGAGCCCUUGGCCCAGCCAGAGGAGGACAAGAAGGAAGAGGACGACUUCUGGGGCAGCCUUUCUACCAAGAAGGACAAGAAAAAGAAGGGCAAAAAUGCGGCUGCCACCGCCUUCGCCGAGGAGACCCCGCCACCAGAGGAAAUCAAAGCCGAGGACAAGACGACCAGCCUUGACGACGAGUUCAGUGUCUUUGGCAGCAAGAAAGACCGCAAGAAGAAGAAAGGUCUUGUCGAGGAAGUCAUGGAGGCGCCUGUCGAGGAAGAGAAGAAGGAAGAUCCUUUUGACGACUUUGCCUGGGGUACAGCAUCUACCAAGAAGGAUAAGAAGAAGAAAGGCAAAUCCACAGUCAUUGAACCUGAGCCUGUCAAGGAACCUGAUCCAAUUCCGGAACCGGAGCCUGAUAAGAAGGAGGAGGACGCCGCCGACUUGAUUGGUUGGGGAAUCACCACCAAGAAGGACAAGAAGAAGAAGGGUAAGAAUGCUUUGCCUGAGCCCGAGCCUCCGAAAGAACCGGAACCCGCACCUGAACCGGAGCCGGAACCCAUUCCUGAGACCCAGAACGAUGACGACGCUUGGGGCUUUUCCAAUUCGAAGAAAGACAAGAAAAAGAAAGGCAAGAGUGCUGCCCUAGAACCCGAGCCAGUCAAGGAGCCAGAACCCGAGAAGAAGCCGGAAGAGGACGACACCUGGAGCUCCUUCGUUACUAGCAAGAAGGACAAGAAAAAGAAGGGCAAGACUGCUUUGCCUGAGCCAGAGCCCGUCCAACCUGAACCAGAGCCAGAGCCGGAACCGAUUCCCGAGGCCCAGAAUGAUGACGACGCCUGGGGCUUUACCACUUCGAAGAAGGACAAGAAAAAGAAGGGUAAGAAUGCCUCUGCUGUUGAGCCCAGCCCGCCACCUGAGCCUGAGCCUGAGCCUGAGCCUGCGCCGGAGAAGAAGGAGGAAGACGACAUGUGGGGGAUUUCGAGUUCCAAGAAGGAUAAGAAGAAGAAGGGCAAGACCAAGGAUCCAGAACCCGAACCCGAGCCAGUCAAGGAACCCGACCCUGAGCCCGAGCCGGAAAAGAAGGAAGAAGACGACGCCUGGGGUUUUUCGACUUCCAAGAAGGAUAAGAAGAAGAAGGGCAAGAACAAGGAUCCUGAGCCUGAACCGGAGCCAGUCAAGGAACCUGAGCCUGAGCCAGAGCCCGAGCUGGAAAAGAAAGAAGACGACUUGUGGGGGUUUUCAACUUCCAAGAAAGAUAAGAAGAAGAAGGGCAAGACCAAGGAUCCAGAACCUGAACCUGAGCCAGUCAAGGAACCCGACCCUGAGCCCGAACCAGAAAAGAAGGACGAAGACGACGCCUGGGGUUUUUCGACUUCCAAGAAGGAUAAGAAGAAGAAGGGCAAGAACAAGGAUCCCGAGCCAGAACCAGAGCCAGUCAAGGAACCCAAGGAACCUGAGCCUGAGCCUGCGCCUGAGCCCAAAAAAGAAGAGGACGACACCUGGGGAUUCACGACCUCUAAGAAAGACAAGAAGAAAAAGGGGAAGGGCAAGGAACCAGAGCCGGAACCUGAACCUGUCAAGGAGCCUGAACCAGAGCCGGAGCCAGAAAAGAAAGAAGAGGAUGAUCUUUGGGGUUUUUCAUCUUCCAAGAAGGACAAGAAGAAGAAGGGCAAAACCAAGGAGCCGGAACCUGAACCUGUCCCGGAACCUGAGCCUGAGCCCAAAAAGGAGGAGGACGACACCUGGGGAUUCACGACCUCGAAGAAAGACAAGAAGAAGGGCAAAACCAAGGAACCCGAACCAGAACCUGUCGUGGAAGAGCCUGAGCCUGAACCUGAGCCCAAAAAGGAGGAGGCUGAUAUGUGGGGGCUCACCACUUCCAAGAAAGACAAGAAGAAGAAGAAGGGUACGGUCGUCGAAGAAACCAAGGUGGAAGAACCCCCGGCUCCAGAACCAGCUGUGCAAGAAAGCACUGACACCUGGGAUACAUGGGGUACUGCCAGCAAGAAAGACAAGAAAAAGAAGGGCAAGUUGGAGUCUUCCAGUACCAAUGACUCUAUGUCAAUCAACGCUGUGGCCCCCGAGACUGCCGACAAUGACGAUGACUGGAUGAAUUGGGGCCAGAAACCCGACAAGAAGAAGACAUCAAAGGCCCUGAGCAAGCUUGACAAGGCGGAUGACGAAAAGCCUGUCAUCUCUGACAUUGCUGAUGCAUUGGACAAUGACGACUUCUUCAAUUCUUGGAGCACGGGCAAAGACAAGAAGAAAGGGGCCCUGGCGGAGAAGUCCCUCAAGCCUGACACGAUCGAGGAGCCGGCAGCCGAUGAUAUCUGGGGAGUUUCGACAUCCUCGAAGAAGAAGAAAGGCAAGACUAGCAGCAAGAACGUGCCUGUGGAAAUCGUGGAAGAGACCAACCUCGAGUCUAUGAAACCCGACUCUGUCGAGGAAACAAAAGACGAGAGCAAGGCCGACGACCACGAUUGGGAAUGGGGAAGCAGCUCCAAGAAGAAGAAGGAGUCAAACAUUUGGGACGAGCCUUCAAACUCCCUGACUCUUACCAAAUCCAAGUCCAGUGACAAGGGCAAGGAGGAGGAUAAGAAGGACAAGAAGGCCAAGGAAAAGGAAAAGGAACCCAAGCUGAGCAAGAAGGAACUUGAGAAGCUCGAAAAGGAAAAGAAGAAAGCCGAGAAGGAGGACGAAAAGCGCAAGGCGAAGGAAGCCAAGGCGGCUGAGGAGAAAGCUCGUCAAGAAGCCGAAGAACAGGCAGCACGCGACGAAGAGGAGCGCAUCCAGCGGGAGAUUGAGGAGAAGGAGCGCCUCGAGGCGGAGGAGAAGGCGCGUCAGGAAGCCGAGGCCGCCGAGAUCACCAGGGAGGAAGAGGAGCUUGAGGCCUUCAAUGCCAAGAAGGCACGUGGUAGGAAGUUGACCAAGCGAGAGCAGGACAAGUUCAACCUCCUCACAGAAAACGCCGACAAGCGCGCCGAAGUGCAGGCGGCUGCCCGCGAAGCCGAGGAGCAAGCCGCGCGGGAGGCCGAGGAACAGGCCGAGCGCGAACGAGAAGAGGCUGAAAGCAAGAAGAAGUCCAAGAAGGGCACGUCCAAGGCCGACAAGCCCGACAAGUCUUCUUCGUCCAAAUCCAAAUCCAAGGAAAAGGCGAAGGGCAAGGACGAGGACACCAAGGAGCUGGAUCUCGCCGCCGAGGAAGUGGAGGAGCUCUUAUCGCCCAAGGACCAAGCCGCUAGCGAUGCAUUCAGUUUCUGGGGUGCAUCAAAGAAGGCCCCAGCUAACCCGGUUUCCAGCAAAUCCAAGUGGGGCUCAGCCGAGAUUAGAUCGGCUGAGUCAUCCAAGGUUCUGGAAGCUGCCACCGCCGGCGCAAUCGCAGCUGACCUGUGGAAGGACACGUCCCACGAUGCCAAAUCAAUGAAGACCAAGAAGGCUGUGGGAGGAAAGAUUGCCGAUCGACUAAAGGCAUUCGAGAUUGUCGACAACGACGCGCCUGCACCAGCCGAUCUAUCUCCCCCACCUCCCCCACCUCCUCCAGCUGCCGAGCUGAAGCAGGACCGAAAGAAGAGCUCCAAGAAGGCAAAGGAGAUCGUCGAGGAGCCCGCCGCUUCCCCGCCAAAGAAGAGCUACAAAUCCGGCCUUCCGGGUAGUUUCCCAGUUGAUGACGAUGACGAGAUAGUCGGCAUCAUCGACAUGGCAGCGGAGAAGAAAGCGAGCAAGAAGAGCAAAAAGGCCUCGUCAUCUGCGAGGGCUGUCGAGGCGCCCGCGCCACCCCCUCCCGUUCCUAUUCCACCAGCUGUUCCCGACGCGCCACCAUCCCCUCCAGAACCAAAGUCCUCGAAGAAGGAGCGGCCAAAGAUAAACCGCGAAGGAUCAUCGUGGGGAAUGUGGUCCGCGUCAGCGACACCCCGCAACGAGGGCAAGAAGUCGUCCUCGAAGUCGAAGAGUGAAAAGGAAUCGAGUUCCAAAAAGAACAAGUCGUCAUCUUCCGCGGAGAAGGAAGAGAAGACCUCAUCGAAGGGCUCUACACAGGACAAGGGCGAGAGGGGGGACCGCAUGAGGGAGGCCGCAAAGCCCCCCAGGCUGGCCAGUGUCUUCGCCAGCACGCCCCCAAUAUCCCGCUCGGCUUCCACCCGCGAUAAGCGUCCCGGCCUAGGCGGGAAGUCGAGCUCGCGCAGGCAUUCAGCCGAUAUGUCGCAUGGCAUUGUAACCCCGCCUCCCGAGAACAUGCCAGAGAUGUCCUCCAAGGCAGCCAAGAUCCUAGGUGUAGGUAUUGGGAGGUCUGGCAGCAAGCGCAGCAAGCCGAAGGUGUACGAUGAUGAUGACGUCGUAAUGGUUGGCGCUUCGGAUGCCAUUCCGAGUGUCGAGAAGUCGGAUCGUCGCAAGUCAAAGCAAUACGAACGUGACGAAGACAUCGUCAUGGUCAACGCCGACGAUGCCACUCCACCUAAGCGCCUCAACUCGAGUGCGAAGAAGUCGGGUUUCUCGUCUCUGUUCGGCGUCUUCUCGACGCCCAAGUCCGAGCCGCGGCCUGAACCAUGGCGACGCAAUACAUACCCCACGACAGAUGAUGAAGGCCAAGGGAAGCAGAGCGAGGACGUUGGCAUGACCGAUGCAGACCAAGAGGCACGUCGUGCCGCUCGCCGAGCCCGGCGUGCGGAAAGGGAGGCUGCCGAGAAGGCUGCCGAAGAAGGGCGCCGGGCCAAGGACGAUGCCCGUCGUGAACGCCGCAAGAGACAAGAAGAAGCCGAGGAGGCACGCCGACAAGAAGAGAAGGACGCCCGGCGUGCCGAACGGCGAGCCCAGCGUCUCCGCGAAGAAGCGGAGCGACGCUCCGCCGAGGAGAAGGAGGCCGAACGUGCUGAGCGCAGACGGCUGAGGAAGGAGCGCGAAGCUGCCGACACCGAUCCCGAGGCGCGACGGGCAGCCCGCUACGAGAGACGCCGUAGCCAGCCGGUCGAGGGGCAGUAUGGUGAGCGAGAAAGAGAACGGGAGGAUGACGAAGAACGCCGACGUCGCCGUGAGGCAAGACGAAUCUCCCGGGAAGCCGAAGGCCGAGUUAAGCCCCGGCACAAGUCCGAACAGGCCGAUGAAUACGUCUACCCUCGCAGCAAGUCGCGUGAUGAUCGCAAGAAAGGCUCGUGGCCCCACUCGGGCACCUCAUCCUGGGUGAAGGACCACUCAGACGCCCCACCACCUCCCGAUGACGGCGGCCAUACCACCGAGGCGCCACCGCAGACGGACGAUGAAGAAGCCCGACGUCAGGCUCGGAGAGCUCGGCGGAGGUCGAAGUACGCUGAUGUCGAGGCGACAGGAGCUUCGGAGAAUGACGAGCAGCGCCGGCGCAGGCCUCGUCGUGACGAGCGAGAACGAGAGAGGGAUCGAAGGGGCGGCUCCGACGGUAGCGAUGAGCGGAGGCAGAGCCGUCGCAACUCGGUGUUCAUGGACACUACGCCGCGGAGCAGCUGGUGGAAGAAAUUGACCGGAUCAUAG
Messenger RNA from Phialemonium atrogriseum, 7209 nucleotides. RefSeq lists its product as uncharacterized. The record is from RefSeq and is a predicted model, not a curated record. The transcript has 5 exons. Bases 1 to 7209 code for a protein of 2402 amino acids. NCBI's taxonomy places the organism in Eukaryota, Fungi, Ascomycota, Sordariomycetes, Cephalothecales, Cephalothecaceae.